AUGACCGACGAGGAACAAGGCAUCCAGCGCCCGGCGCAAGCCUACCAGACCCCCGACUGGGAGACUCCCACGGCCAACAGGCGUCGCUCGUUCUUUGAUCGCUUCGCUCCAGCGACGACUGGCCAUCAACGCGACAAUAGCGCCACUGCUGCUCCCGCGGCAACGAAUGAAGGCGGCUUCGUGAAAGAAGAUACCCAACGUUCAGAUGAUCACGUUCAUCUGACCGCUCCUGCCACCGGCGCGGCCGCGGCUACAGCUCGCUUCGAUGCUCUGCUCCCGCCACAAAAGACCUACUUUGGCCUCUCUCGAAAGCGAUUCCUUCUCUUCGUCGUCUUGCCGCUCGCGGUCCUUUUCCUGCUCAUCCUCCCUCUGGCCCUCGGCCUCGGUCUCUCCAAGCGCGGCGGAGGAAAGCAGGACCUGCCCCUUCCGAACAACCAAGAUGUUCACACCGGUGACCUCACAUACUACGCUCCUGGGCUCGGCGCCUGCGGAAAGACGAGCAGCGACAGCGACAUGAUUGUUUCGGUUUCGCACUUCUUGUGGGACGACGUGCAGAGCGGCGGAAAUCCGAACAAUAACCCGCUAUGCGGCAAGAAGAUCCGGGUCCGCCGUGAUGGCGAGGGAUCGGUGGAUGUCACCGUUGUGGAUCGAUGCACCGGCUGCGCGCCGACCGAUCUCGAUUUAAGCCCCGCGGUAUUCAACAAAUUGGCCAAUAAGGACGAAGGCAGAGUCACCGGCACAUGGAGCUGGUUGGACUGA
Molecule: messenger RNA, 759 nt
Organism: Colletotrichum fioriniae
Lineage: Eukaryota; Fungi; Ascomycota; Sordariomycetes; Glomerellales; Glomerellaceae
Source: RefSeq, a predicted model, not a curated record